UUUUUAGUUUUUUCUUUCCUAUGUCUUACAUUAACUGCACGGCUAUUGAGCACUGUUUUUGACUUGACACCUAAUCGGCGUUGGAAAUAAUUUUAAAUAUCUAAUUCUCAUUCGAAUCUAACAGUGUAAUCGCUGUCGACAUUAACUCAAUAUUAUAAAACAUUCUCUCUACUCGCGUAUUAUGUGAAUAAUAAUUAGUCGAGUGUGGCUUGCAGUAAUAAAAUGACUUAUCCAAAUAGUUUCAAAACACUUGCUCCGUUUAAGUUUAGUCCCAAAGACGAAUUGCGUUUUUCCGUCAGAAAAGGAUAUGAAGUACAUUUUUUCAAAGCUUUGAGCAAACUCGACAGUGACACAAUCGACGAUGUAAUCAACGAGACGUACACGGACGAUAAACAAGUCGUGACCAUUUUAAUAGAAGCCGCUCUUUACGGACAAAUAAAAAUCAUAAACUAUAUUUUGUCAAAGUUCAAAGUGAAUUUGGACGCCGAAGGUAAAGUAAAUCAUUUUGGUUCCAUGGUCGAAGGAGCGACGGCGCUCUGGUGCGCAGCCGGUUACGGACACAUGGAGGUAGUCAAGACUCUUCUCGCCAACGGCGCAAACGUAGAUUAUUGUACAAAGUCAAAAUCCACUCCGUUAAGAGCCGCUUGCUAUUUAGGCAGAAUAGACAUUGUCAGCUACUUGGUUCAAAACGGAGCAAACGUCAACACUACGAAUAUUUUCAACAGCACCUGUCUAAUGAUUGCAUCAUACCGAGGACACAAAGAUGUGGUAAAAUAUUUGUUAGAAAAUGAAGCCGACGUUAAUAAACAAACCAAUUGCGGCGCCACGGCUAUGCAUUUCGCUGCCCAAGCGGAUCAUGUGAAAAUUGUCGAAUUACUUUUGGCGCACAACGCUAAACAUUUAAAAAACGAACACUCUCUCACUCCGAUUUUGGUGGCGGCCGAACGGACUCAUAUUGUUCUCGUGUACUAUCUUCUGGACGCGUUGAGCUUGAGCCGGGAAGAGAAAAUCGAAGCCGAAGAACUACUGGGCGCUUCGUUCUUGAACGACAAAGACAAUUACGACAACCAUUUGGGAUACACCAUUCUGUUACACUCGAUGGAAAUGAGGUAUAACGCCGAGCCGAUUGUUCCCAAACGAGUUUACAAAUGCGUCGAAGCUUACGGCAAUCGUAUCGAAUGUCAAACCGUUGAAGACUUGAUGAGUAUAAAAGAAGAUUCAGAACCUUUACAUUACGAAUCGUUAAUUAUAAGAGAGCGAAUAUUAGGGGAAAAAAAUCCAGACUUACUGCAGUCGAUCAUAUACCGCGGUGCUGUUUAUGCCGACGCGUUUAACUUCACGCCUUGUAUUAGACUAUGGUUACACGCCAUGAGAAUAGCUCAAGACAAUCAAACUAGCACUCAUAAAGACUUACUUCGUUUUGCACAGGUAUUCUGUCAAAUGAUCAAAGCCAAGUCUCCCAUAGAAAUGUCGGAUCUCAAAAAAGUAUUAGGGGCUACUACCGAAGAACUGAAACGCAAUCAGAAAAAAUUGUCCAGCAAGUCGCCCGAAGAAGACAACGGAACCGCGACCGAGACGGAGUACUACGCCAAUAUACUGUCGACGCUCGGACUGAUAAACGUCACCAGCUUUGUGUUGGCGCAAAACGUCGGCGUGGAAGAUCCGCUAAAAGGAGAAGUGCUGAAAAUCAUCGUGGAAAUAAACAAAUUAAAAGUGAAAACCACCAAAGGCGAGACGCUGCUUCAUUUGUGUCUCAAUUACGAUACGAACGUGGACAAUUUAUUUACAAACGGAAUCUGUUGUUUUCCCAAUUAUCCCACAAUGAAGUUGUUGAUUUAUUGUGGCGCCGACGUCAACGCGAUCGAUAACAACCGAAACACGCCGCUUCAUUAUAUCGACAAAUUCAUAUCGGAUUUCCCUCAUAUACCGCACACCAACAAUUGUUUGGACACCAAGAGAAUGGUGAUGGAAUUGCUCGAUUCGGAUGCGCACACGGACUUUGUCAACAACAGAGGAGUGUGUCCACAUACGGGAUUUCUCAGCACCGUGUUCAAUUUGACCAACAAUAAUCCGAUGAGUUUGAAAUGUCUGGCGGCCAGAUGCGUUCGACGGAAUAUCGCCAAAGUAAAUUAUCACAAUCAGUUGCCGUCCGAAUUGGAAGAAUUCACCAAUUUACACGGAGUGGACGAUCAAGAAGUCUAAUGACGGCUAUUCUUGUUUAUUAUUAUUAGUUUUUUUUUUUCGAAAACCCGUACUUUGGUUUUUUCUUCUAAAUUUGAGUUAUGCGUUUUUGUGUUAGUGACAGACUUGAAAACAAAGUAGAAAAGCGUUAUUUAUUUGUUUGUACAAAUCUCCAGGUUUGUAAUGUAUAUACUAUAUAAUAUGUAAUCGUGUGAAUUUAAUAUUAUAGCGAAUAAUAUUAUUUCACAAUACAAUAUUUAUAAUUAUUUCAAUUUCUUUUGCCGACUGUAAACGUAUUCGACUCACAUCUAUCUAAUAGUGUUAUACUCUAGUCAAAAUUGGGUUCUAUUUGUGUGUGGGGUUAUUGUGAGAUUUGCAACACGGUUCACAAUUCAAUACUGGACAUAUGAUAUUUUAGGUUAUUAUGAUUAGAAAUAUAGUUUAAUUAAAUGAAUAGAAUUUAUUUCAAA
Messenger RNA from Adelges cooleyi (spruce gall adelgid), 2651 nucleotides. RefSeq names its product protein fem-1 homolog B-like. The coding region runs from base 223 to 2202 and encodes 659 amino acids. The record is from RefSeq and is a predicted model, not a curated record. NCBI's taxonomy places the organism in Eukaryota, Metazoa, Arthropoda, Insecta, Hemiptera, Adelgidae. The transcript is spliced from 12 exons. Gene Ontology annotation, molecular function: protein binding.